Molecule: messenger RNA, 984 nt
Organism: Cimex lectularius (bed bug)
Lineage: Eukaryota; Metazoa; Arthropoda; Insecta; Hemiptera; Cimicidae
Gene: eIF4EHP
Product: eukaryotic translation initiation factor 4E type 2
Exons: 6
Coding region: 239-946 (235 amino acids)
Biological process (GO): translational initiation
Cellular component (GO): cytoplasm; eukaryotic translation initiation factor 4F complex
Molecular function (GO): RNA 7-methylguanosine cap binding; translation initiation factor activity
Source: RefSeq, a predicted model, not a curated record
UCUCUUCCGAGUCGGGAUUACGUUUUUUUUAGAUUAACAGCUGUAAAACUGUAAAUAACACAAAAGAGAACUGGUCGAUAUUAUUUUAACUUUCGUACAAGUCUGUCUUUAAUUAAUAAUAUAUAAUUAAUAUUCAUUUUGUAAAUAUAUUGACUCUGUUAAUAAUAUGACAAACAAAUUCGAAGCGUAAGUGAGUCAGUUGUUUACAAACAUUGUUUCCCUAAUAUGCUCUCUCCAGAUGGCCAAGGGGCUCAAAAGUAGUGAUGAUAGCGGUGAAGACGAAUCGGCGUACAAGGAUAUUAAGAAUACAGAUUUAUCUACAGUGCCUUUAGAAAUUCCGCCCGGUGAUCACAAACUUCAAUACUGCUAUUGCCUGUGGUACAGCCGUCGGUCACCGGGCAAACAGACUUUACAAUCGUACGACCAGCACCUAAAGUCCAUAGGAUGUUUUGGUUCAGUCGAGCAGUUUUGGGCAAUAAAUAGUCAUUUAGCACGGCCGAGUGAACUCCCGAGUCAUUCAGACUAUCACCUUUUCAAAGUCGGCAUAAAACCUAUGUGGGAGGAUGAGGCAAAUCAGAAAGGGGGGAAAUGGAUUGUUAGACUUCGGAAAGGGUUUGCCUCGCGAUGUUGGGAAAAUCUUGUACUCGCCAUCCUUGGUGAGCAGUUCAUGGUUGGGCAAGAGAUUUGCGGAGCGGUCGUGUCUAUAAGAUUUCAGGAGGAUAUAAUUUGUGUAUGGAAUAAGACAGCCUCGGAUACGCAUACCACUGCUAGAAUUCGUGACGCGAUGAGAAGAGUCUUGAACUUACCCCCGAACACUAUACUGGAGUACAAAACACACAUCGACAGUUUAAAAUCAACAAGGAAAGCGGAAACGGCCCAUUACAAUUCAACGAGAGAAGGAAAUAAUACAACUGUCAAUACAAAUGUCACUACAAAUAAUGUGUAAAUCCGUUUUACCAAAAUAAUAAAAGGCAUAAAAACAAA